CUAAUAGAAAUAAAUCAAGUAAAACAGGUAAAACAUAUCUAAUGCGAAUAAAAUCAAAUUUGAAAAAAACUAAAAAAACUACAACUACUAUAAGUAAAAGAAAAAGAAGUCCAAGAUCAACAACAACAACGGCAACAAGUAAAAAUCAAAAAACAACAACAACAACAACAAAAAAUCAAUCAAUAAAGAAAAAAACACCAUCAUCACCACCAAAAUCAAUAACAACAGCAACAGCAUUAUCGGCAACAACAACUGAUAAUAUACAAACAGAAAUACAAUCACCAGAAAUAACAGAUAUUCCAACAAAACAAUCACAACAAUUAUCACCAUCAUCAUCAACAGCAACAACAGCAGUGACCAAUAAAGAAAUGUUAACAAAUAAAACAGGACAACAAGAAACAAAUGAUGACAAUAAAACAAUAACAAUUGGUGAACAAACACAAGAAAAUGUACUAACAGCAGCAGCUGAACCAUUAGCGGAAAAAGAACCAGGUUCAAUAACAGCAAGAUCAGUAACAACAUUGGCAGGUGGUACAAUAAUGACAAAAGGAAUGAUGAAUUCAAAUAAAUCGAAAAAAACUAAAUCACCAUUAUCAAAACGAUUACAAUCACCAUUAUCGAAAAGAUCACCAGCAAAACUAUCGCAAUCAAAACGAUCACCAUCGAAACGAUCACCAUCAAAAUUAUCGCAAUCAAGACGUUCACCAUCGAAAAGAUCACCAUCAAAACUUUCAACUUCACGGCGAUCACCAUCAAAACGAUCACCAUCAAAACUAUCAACUUCACGACGAUCACCAUCUAAACGAUCACCAUCAAAACGAUCACCAUCAAAAAGUUCACCAUCCAAACGAAUGAAAACACCUAAAAGUAAUCGUACAACAACAAAAAGAUUUUCAAUUGUAACAAAAACACCAAGUCCAACAACAAUAUCCAAAUUAAGAAUGGAUACUGAAAAAAGUGGUGGUGGUCGUACUGGUGAUGUUAAUGAAAAAACCGGUGCUGGUGGAACAUAUCAAACAUUAUUACAAACAAGAUCACAUAUGAAAAAUGUUGAUGAUAAUGGUGGUGGUAUUGGUGGUCCAAUAACA
Messenger RNA from Dermatophagoides pteronyssinus (European house dust mite), 1088 nucleotides. RefSeq names its product salivary glue protein Sgs-3-like. The record is from RefSeq and is a predicted model, not a curated record. Lineage: Eukaryota; Metazoa; Arthropoda; Arachnida; Sarcoptiformes; Pyroglyphidae.